Molecule: messenger RNA, 1022 nt
Organism: Drosophila novamexicana
Lineage: Eukaryota; Metazoa; Arthropoda; Insecta; Diptera; Drosophilidae
Product: sodium/potassium-transporting ATPase subunit beta
Exons: 1
Coding region: 48-1001 (317 amino acids)
Biological process (GO): sodium ion export across plasma membrane; intracellular sodium ion homeostasis; potassium ion import across plasma membrane
Cellular component (GO): sodium:potassium-exchanging ATPase complex
Molecular function (GO): ATPase activator activity
Source: RefSeq, a predicted model, not a curated record
GCACAUAAAUAUAAAUAAUACAAAUAAAAAACGAACUUAAGAGAAACAUGCCGAACGAAUUGAUAACGCCAAAAGGCGUCUACAAAGUAAGUAAGCGAUUCCGAGAUGUAGAGAAACGCCGAGAGGAUUGGCUUCACCGUGAAAGUAGACGAACAUAUGUCCAUCCAGCUAAGAAAACGCUAGCUCGGUCUAUUAAAAUAGUUGGAUUAUAUUUAGCAUUAUAUUUGUGUAUUGCAGUUGUUUUAGCAUGUAAUGUAUUAAUUUUGUACAAUUUUCGAGUGCCCAACAAUGAACCCCUUGAGCGUAAGUGCACGAGUAUGUCCUCCGUGCCGGGUAAUUUUGUGGGGGAUAGAAAAAUAAUACGAUUCCAGGCAGAUCAACGGAAUGAAAUAACGCCCUAUGUUACUCAAAUGUAUAAAUUUGUUAAAAAAUAUGGCAACGAAGGAAUGCGUCGCCUGCGGGCAUGUAAUUUAGAUAAUAACUGGGGUUACAAUAGCGGCCUGCCAUGCAUUCUAUUGAAACUCAAUAUGGCAAUACAUUUCAAUGCUGUGACAUAUACCAGCUCCAUAACACUCCCGAAAGAGGUGCCAAACGAAUUGCACGAUUAUAUUCUACAGUUGCCGCUGGAGGAUCGCAUAGAUCGCAUAUGGGUUAGCUGUUCCUUCUUAGAUAAUACGACGGACGCGAAAGUGGAGUAUAUACCGCAUCGGUAUUAUGAUGCCGAUGGUCUGUUUGAAAAGGAAAAUUUUUAUUUGCAUACUAUCUCUGAGAACUUAACGGCUGCAAAUAUCCGCGAGAAUCCAGCGUUUCGUCGCGUUAUUGGCGUACAAUUUCAAUAUUUGCCAAUGAAUCGAGAUGUUACCAUCAAAUGCACAGCAUGGGCAAAAAAUAUUCCUCUAGACGUCGGUUCAAUAGUUGUUAUAUUUCGCAUUGAAGGGCAUGAAGUUUUUCCAAAUCCCGAUCCAGACUUUGAAGAAGCUUCCGAUUUGAAUUUUAACUGAAUAGUUAACAUGUUAAAUUUA